Messenger RNA from Hippopotamus amphibius kiboko, 543 nucleotides. It is a transcript of the gene C1H1orf232, whose product is annotated as chromosome 1 C1orf232 homolog. NCBI's taxonomy places the organism in Eukaryota, Metazoa, Chordata, Mammalia, Artiodactyla, Hippopotamidae. The transcript has 4 exons. The coding region runs from base 1 to 543 and encodes 180 amino acids. The record is from RefSeq and is a predicted model, not a curated record.
AUGAACCAGGCCUUCUGGAAAACCUACAAGUCCAAAGUGCUCCAGACCCUGAGUGGGGAAUCUGAGGAGGAUCUGGCAGAAGAGAAGGAGAACCCAGUUUUAGUGGAGUCUGAGAUGGCAGAACCAACUGAAGAGACCUUCCAUCCCAUGUCACAGCUGGCCCGCCGGGUUCAGGGGGUCGGGGUGAAAGGUUGGCUGACAAUGUCGUCUCUGUUUAACAAAGAAGAUGAGGACAAGCUGCUGUCACCAGAGCCCUGUGCUGACCACCCGCUGGCGGCGCAGUCCGGCUCUCCGGCGGCGGCGGCGGCGCGCGGGCCCGGGUUCUGGGAAGCGUUCGCCAGCAGGUGGCAGCAGCAGCAGGCGGCGGCCGCGUCCAUGCUGCGCGGCGCGGAAGCCACCCCAGAGCCGGACCCUGAAGCCGGGGACGAGGCUGCCGAGCGCCCCGAGCCGCGGGAAGCCGAUCCCGCGGCGGGUUUCACGUGGGGCUUCCUCACCCACAAACUAGCCGAGAUGAGGGUGAAAUCUGCGCCCAAGGGCGACUAG